Messenger RNA from Anneissia japonica, 1285 nucleotides. RefSeq names its product arylamine N-acetyltransferase 1-like. Bases 207 to 1115 code for a protein of 302 amino acids. The transcript is spliced from 2 exons. Gene Ontology annotation, molecular function: acetyltransferase activity. The record is from RefSeq and is a predicted model, not a curated record. Lineage: Eukaryota; Metazoa; Echinodermata; Crinoidea; Comatulida; Comatulidae.
GCCGCUCGAUUACUUUCGAUAACACUCCCUUUGCCACUAUUAUGGCUUUCACCUUAAGACCUUUUACGUUUUUUUCCCAUUGACCUAAGCUACGACACUGUAUAUGUCUUACCGUCUCCUUUGUUUUCGAUACUAAUCCUCAUAGCAGUUGUCUCAGCAUUAACCAGCUCAUAAAAGGACGGAAAAACUAGUGCAGGUUUAUCACGAUGCUGUCAUAUGACGAUGCCAAACAGUUUCUUGAAAAGAUUCUUCAUAUCGAGAAUUUUGAGAAGAUGUUCAGAGAAAACAAACUGGAACUUUUACGAGACAUUCUCCGCCGGUAUAUUCACGUCGAACCGUUUCAAGGAAUCUCAAGCAUGAGUACAAAACCAGAAGACCGCCAUCUAUUGACAUUUGAAGAAAUCAAACAGGAUAUGUUUGCAAGAAGAGGUGGUCUCUGCUAUGCGACCAAUCGAUUUAUUAACGUUUUACUAAACACAAUUGGUUAUGAUGUAUACCAUAAUGGUUGCACUGUUUUAAAUAAUCACAACAGCCAUUUAUGUAAUAUAGCUCGCGAUCUUACAAAACCAGGAGACCUGCAUCUAGUUGAUGCCGGCAUGGCAUUUCCUUCUUGGGAUCCGAUACCUCUAGACUUUGAAAAUGAAUCCCCUGUUUACCAUGUUGGCUUUCUCUAUUUUAAAUUUGUUCGUAAAGAUAACACCAUACUACGAUUACAUAAACACGAUAAGCGGUAUGAUUUUCCAGUCAACAUCGACAGCAAAGCAUGGCAUCAAUUUUGGGAGAUGACAACGGAGCCGCUUGCUAUAGAAAGUUUUCAUGCGAUGAUGACUGGUAUUUACACAGUACCUGGCAUACACAAGAUUCCGUUUCUCGAACGCAUAACAUGUGUCGCGUUUGCUGAAGACAAACUGAUAGCGAUCAAAGAUUCCACAUUUUUGUUUGAGAAUAAUGAUCAUCAAUUGGAAGUAAGAGAAAUAACUACGCGCACUGAACUUGUUUCGACUUUCUUAGCUUACUUCCCUCAAUUCCCAUUGGACAUGGUUGAGGCUGCCAUUGACGUUGCACAGUCUCUAAAAUUUGACAAAAACAAUUUUGAAGAUAAAACCUUGCAAUAACAUAUACAUAGGCCUAUGCAUAUAUAUUCAAAGUUUUUGUUGCUUAACUCUGAGAAAACAAAUAGUGUAUGAAUCAAAUAAAUAAUAAUGCAGUGCUCAAAUACCAUAAAACCAGCGGUGACACCAGAAAUUUUCCGAUAUAUAUAUAUAUAUAUAUAUAUAUAUAUAUG